AAAAAGCACACGAGCCAGCGACCGACCACUCACUCUUUCUACGCACAUCACGCCAGCAUGCUGAUGGUCUCCCCAAAAUUGCAUGCAUUGAUAUUAGAAUUUACGUAGUGUAAAAGUGCCAUAUCUAUAAGAAUAAAGAAAGUGUUUCCAACUACAAUGGAAAGUGAUAAUAACAAUUCGCAGAUUGUGUGCCGAUUUUGCCUACAAUACAGCAGCCAAAUGUGGCCCUUGGAAACGGUAUACAACAGGGAAAAAUCAUUUCUGGAAAAGGUUUACCAAUGUGCUCACAUCAAUAUAAUUGACCUCGACGAACUGCGCACGUGGGUCUGCGGCGGCUGCCUAGACAGCAUCGAGCGAUUCUACAGCUUUCGCAAUAUGCUUCAGCGGAACUUGACGGACUUCAACGAACGGUUUCGCGAGGAACAAAAAGAGCACCAGCAGCACGAAUCCGAUUGGAACGACAGCCAGCAGGUGGAGCUACUGUACAGUGAUUUCAGCGACUGCGAAGAUUGCUACGAGAUCCCGCCUACGGAUUCGGAGUACGAUACGGAAACCGACGUGGGCGUUCGCGAUCGAAAGCCGGAUGAUUAUGUGCGGAAAGGUUCGUACGAGGCGGCGGAAAUUGAAGCGGAGUUUGCGGAAAUUAUUUCCGAAGAGAGCACCGGACCGCUGGAUAAGUUUGAAAUGCCACCAAUCGGGAGACGAGAGGAAGUGGCGCCGAGUUGUUCGCCUUCGAAAAGAAGUAGGUGAUUGAGGGUGAUAAGGGCAGAUGUUUGGCCAAAAUUGGACGAAUGUUUGCCAUGUGUGAUGAUCCAUUCACGUAUGAAAUGCGUUUCUUUCUAGUAAUUGUACUCGCUUAUAGUGUUUACGAAAAUCUGUUAUAUAAUUUGUAUAAUAUAUAAUAAAUCGUGAAUGCCACUGUUUA
Molecule: messenger RNA, 925 nt
Organism: Aedes albopictus (Asian tiger mosquito)
Lineage: Eukaryota; Metazoa; Arthropoda; Insecta; Diptera; Culicidae
Exons: 2
Coding region: 157-750 (197 amino acids)
Cellular component (GO): nucleus
Molecular function (GO): zinc ion binding
Source: RefSeq, a predicted model, not a curated record